Messenger RNA from Lucilia cuprina (Australian sheep blowfly), 396 nucleotides. Its product is annotated as filamin-A-like. NCBI's taxonomy places the organism in Eukaryota, Metazoa, Arthropoda, Insecta, Diptera, Calliphoridae. Gene Ontology annotation, biological process: actin cytoskeleton organization. The transcript is spliced from 3 exons. The coding region runs from base 1 to 381 and encodes 126 amino acids. Gene Ontology annotation, molecular function: actin filament binding. The record is from RefSeq and is a predicted model, not a curated record.
AUGUUAAAUACUUUACAACAGUUUAGAUUGCUCAACUGGAUACAUGGUAAAAUACCCGAUAUGCCUAUUAAUAACUUUACCAACGAUUGGACCAGCGGUAAAGCAGUGGGUGCUUUGGUUGAUGCCUGUGCUCCCGGUCUCUGUCCCGAUUGGGAAAUGUGGGAUCCCAAAGAUGCUGUACAAAAUGCUUCCGAAGCUAUGGGUCUCGCUGACGAUUGGUUGAAUGUCAGACAAUUGAUAAAGCCCGAAGAAUUGGUUAAUCCCAAUGUAGAUGAACAAUCUAUGAUGACAUACUUAUCACAAUAUCCCAAUGCCAAAUUGAAGCAAGGAGCUCCUCUUAGACCAAAGACUAAUCCAAACAGCAUUCCUCCGCCGCGGUAAGUCUGGGAAUGCUUU